This is a messenger RNA of Pyricularia pennisetigena, 195 nucleotides long. RefSeq lists its product as uncharacterized. The coding region runs from base 1 to 195 and encodes 64 amino acids. The record is from RefSeq and is a predicted model, not a curated record. The transcript has a single exon. NCBI's taxonomy places the organism in Eukaryota, Fungi, Ascomycota, Sordariomycetes, Magnaporthales, Pyriculariaceae.
AUGUCACGAGCCUGUCGCCGCUGGCAACUCGUCGACUCCGCUGGCGUCGUGCGGGAAGCUUCGACUAGGAUCAGUGCUGUAACGCAUCCGUGCCGCUCAGGCCGGUUGCGAGUAAGUUGUUGGAGUCGUGCACGGUGCGCCGUCGGAGCCUAUAACGAGACGGACCCCACUUCGGGCGUGCAAUUUUCAGAAUGA